This is a messenger RNA of Varroa destructor (honeybee mite), 11858 nucleotides long. RefSeq lists its product as uncharacterized. The record is from RefSeq and is a predicted model, not a curated record. NCBI's taxonomy places the organism in Eukaryota, Metazoa, Arthropoda, Arachnida, Mesostigmata, Varroidae.
UAACUACAAACAACUUCGUUUGUAACGGGUUGGGGAGCGGAAUUAUACUGCUCUAUUUGGCGCUAUCAGGCUUAACAAAUUAGUGCGCACAUUGUAAUAAAGAAUAAUCGUCUUCGCCCCCGCCCAUUUUUCCUCUCCUUGGGCUAAUCUAAUUCGCUUAUUUUUUUCGCUCAGCCCAAGUUGCAGUGCAACAGUUCCAUAGCUCCGCUCACCGCGUUGGCCUAUCAGACUGUCAGCCUGUUCAAACAUUAACGAACUUCAUUGAUUGAAACAGACGCAAUUAUUUAGUUAUAAUAAUUUUGUUUUGUGGUCCCCAGUUGCACUGACUGAUCUCACCCCCAUAAUCUAUUAUAGAUACUCUGCUACGUUCGUCCCAUCGAUAUGUUUUAACAGUCCUGCUGCGAUUAUCUCAUCAGUAUGCCUCGAGUGAAGUAGAGCAUGUUUUCGUUCCAGAUCCUAACAGAAGAGCCAUCCGGUGGCGCGAACUGUUUUAUCUUAUCGUAGUUACCCCUAUUUUUUACUUUGAAGCCGUUAUCUUACCAUCGCUGAUCCGGUAAUUGGCUGGACUAACCUUGAUGCUCUAAUCGUAUCAUCGCGUUUUCCCAUCGAAGUGUCCCUGUAGUCCAUCCACUUGAUUGCAAUUAGCCCUUCUUCCCUUAGUCGUCCUUGGGUGACUAAUUCGCGAGUGAUCCAUAAGCUUUGGCCCGUGCCGGCUUUAUUAUUGGUUACACUCGUCCUAUCACGUUCUCGAAUUGGAAUAUACGUACAAUCCGGUUUCCAGGCGAAUCGUUCCAUUCAUAUUAGAUCCAUCUCUCGUGAUAAACUUUUGCCUGACUAUAGACCAACACUUUUCAGGGCAUCCAAGGUUGCAAUUGUCAUGAGACCUUACUAUAUGAAUCCCGCUCUGCUUGGGAUCCCGUCCGCAAUAGGAUCAUUGCGGACGAAUGAAAUCUUCUUAGUAUGGUCAAUGUUCGCUACGUUUACGUAUAGAAAGCUGUCCUGCUGCAACAGUUAUGAUUUACCGUCGGAAUUCUGUUUUCAUGUUUAUCACAUUCAUCGUUUCAAUUUUCACAUGAACGCGCCUCGUCUGGCAAUCAAUUAUUGCUAUGAAAUUACUUAAUCUAAUGAAACAUUAUAAAUACGUAGGAAGUGGACAGUGCUCAUCGAUGACGGCGCAACGGCCACAUGUUAGGUGAAGGUUUGACUUCCAACUUCAAGCGUAAAUAUCUGCAUAGAGCGGAAUAUUUUUGUAAGUAUUAGGGACAUAUACAGAUAUCAGCUCAUAUUCUCAGAUGGCCCCUAUUAAAAAACUAUUCACGGAACGGCCUGCUCACGGAAAGGUGAGAGAACAGAUGCCGUUGGCAUAUGACGACUAGGUUUGCCAGUUGCCGCUAGAAUUAAGCUAGUAGAUUUAUACUUAUUUUACUCAACGGGUUGUUUGUGGCCAGCUUUUAGGGUUCCUCCGUCGAACUUGCUCCUCAUUAUCGAUGCUUCUUGUUCUAUUUGCCAACAGCACCGCGUCAUAGUAGUCCAUCGCUGUUGGCACCGGCUAGACGCCUGGAUCUGGCGCAGUCGAGCCUGCAACGUUAGGCUGAGUAAUGAGGCAGGACGAGCAGAGCCAGGACAAGUAGCUCCGAAAACGACGAGUCAAAAAAUCGACGCUACUCUUGGAAUUCGCGUUUCUAUGUCCGUCUCCCGACCCGUCGGUUAGUGUGUCGCUCGGUUUCUGCUGUUAGCGCAGUUCCCCAGAGCAGCAUUACUCUGUUUGUUUAUCAUACUGGCAGUGCAGCGCAGACUUGAUUCCUCGAGCAACUCAGGCGCUAACGGUUGCCUACGAAGCUUUGCCAGUUGAUGCGCUAACUGAAGCCGAAGAAUCCCUUUUAAGACUAGAGACGACCAAGUAGGUAUAAGAUGUUCAAUGAGUCUACUUCUGGCAACCGCGAAUUGCCAUUCUGCAACCAACAAAUGAACUUCGAGCUAAAGCAAAAAGCUGUCCAAGUCGUGCUUAUCGGCGGUCGUACAUAACCGUUACAUCAAAGCUACACGCUUCAAGGUUCUGUUUAUCAGUACACGGGAAUUCUAUUAUUUAUUUUAAGGGGUAAAUUUUGGGGAGACACACAGUGGAACGGCUAUUGGUCAUUGCCGAAUAAACAAAAGCGAACGAAGCCUGCCUAUGACUCUGGCGUAAACGACGCAAGGUGGAAAGUUGUCCGUACUUUUAUUCAAUGCAUAAUCCGUACUCGAAAAAUACGGAUUUACAUAUAUAUAUCUAUAUAUAUAUAUUCGGUAGAUUAUAGUUCAACUAGAAAUCUAAACUUAUUUCUUAAAUUCUGAUUGAAAACCGCAGCUUACGUCAGCAUAUCGUACUUUUAUGCUGACUUCCUCAUAACGAGCACACACAGUUCAGCUACUUUGAAUUAAACACAGAUACAAGCACAUUGGUGAUACUCUAGCUCACAAGGCUGCAAUACGCGACACGUUUCCUAAUCUAGGCUUGGAGGCUGGCACUGCUGAUUUAUGUUAUACGUUUCCGAUGUCAGAAUCGGAAAGUUUAGAUCACAAUACAUUGCCGGCCGCUUUUUUUGCUAGUACAAAAUAGGGCAAAUCUUCAUUUCAUUGCGGCAUCGACGAACAAUUCUGGAAAUAGGAAGUUAUCUUGCGCAUGUCUUUACUUUUACAAUAAUUCUGAGUUACUGUGUUAGUUCCACCUUUCUUUCCAAAGAAAAGCAUUUUAGCCCGCCUCGAUGGCUCUCUGUUGCUAAAGUCGCAAAACGCAUCUUGGACAACCUGCCUCUUUCAAGACUAUCAGGAAGGCUUCACUACUGAGAAAGCACCUAAAAACUGUCGCGCAAAACUAAACACCUUUAAGCCCCAAGUUAUCAGUCAGCCUGUGAAGUUCAAGUUUGUUGAUCAUUCAUAUGGACAUGGGGGCGAAUUGUGUUUAGCCGCAAUUCACUGAGUGCGUUUCUCGAGGGAAAUAAAUAUGUAAAAUCGCAACACCUCGUCGUAGAUCUUUACCCUCCAAUUUACCAUGCAAAAGUGGACGUUCUAAUGCAACUCACGCUUUAAAGUAAGCUCGCACAGUCUAUCUACCAUUAGCCAUUUACCGACCCAAUAUCUGUUCCGCGAUUGAUCGAAAACCGUUUCAUUGAGGAGCAUGACCGAGGUCCAAAAUUAAGUGAGUCAUUUUUGACUUGACAGCAUCGCGAAGUGUCUUGUUAAGACUUCUCACAUAGAUUGUCCUUAUAAUAUAUGUCAGUUCGUUGCUUGUUUGCUGAGGCUGUAGGCUUCAAGUAUCUCAUCUAAGGUGCUAACCUGGAGGAUGUGAUCUUUUGAAGAACACCUUGAAUCUGCCAUUAUGACAAGCCAACAGAUAUCCUACAGGAGAGGUUCAGCUUCGUGACGGAAUGGCGUCGCCGUUGGUUUUCUCUUGGCUACAACCCAGUCAGUCGAAUUACACCGACUGUGUCUUUACAGUUUGAGUUUCAGUUCUUGCCAGCCAUUGAUCCGUUCAAGGGCAGACCGACCGGCUUCUGCUAUACUCAAGUCCACGGCGUUUCCCACGCGCGUCUCCUACUAGUUAGUUACCACACGGCGACGCUAAUAGUCUAUUUGCCCGCCAGUUUCAACCGGGUUGUUAUCCUAAAGGGUAUCUCUUUAACGACCAUUUAAAGUAGACAAAUCAAAACUAGUUUCCCGUAACUGUGGGUAGCCUAGGACACUACCUUGAAAUGUCAAUUUGGCCACGUCUAUAUUCACGUUGGCGCGGCGUGCCUGCCUUUACACCAUAGAACAUGUAGAACGAGUUUUAUGAGCUCGCCGAGCAACGGCACCGUUCACUUGCGUAACACACCUAUUCGAUAGAAUAUUGAUUUUGUGCUCCUACGCACAAAGUAAGAAUCAGAACAUUAAGGUAAAAUAGCAAUAGCAGAACUGCUACUAGGGUGUGCAUAGAUGUGAUAUCAUCGCAUUAAUGCAGUAUUCUCAUGUAGUAGUCGAGCAAAUCCACGCUGAAAACACAUCGGGAGCCGAAUGCCUUUAUCAUAUCCCGGAGGACGCAGAUCAGGAGAUUUCGAGAUUGCAAAAGUCGGCCUGUUCUUUUCGAAGCUAGUGGUACUAGCGCGGUCGCAGUCAUUGCGAUCGCCUGAAUAAAAGCGGAAUGAUUCGAAACGUUUUAAAUAUAUAAUACUUGCAACCUUAAUUACACGUAUACGUAUCUAGACACGAGGAUAUUUGCUGAUAACGAUUACGCUACCAUUUUGAAGUCAUCGCCAUAUUUACUGGGUGACUAAAGAGCAGUGUGAAGCUAGGCUUUGUUUCGGUAUCCAUUACGCGUUGACAUAGUCGUAUGGAUUCUAAGGAUCAGGAAUCGCUUUUAGUAAAUCCGUAAAAUAUUGCAGCAAAACGUUUCGACGUCCCAUAUCGUUUCGUAUCAACUUUUACGGUUAGAAGUUAUGUCUUCCUUUGUAUUGUUUAUAUGAGGAAUCGUUGGAAACAAGAGAACAUCUUGUAUCUGGCAUCUUAGUGCAAAAUAUAAAUGAAUUAAUUGUAUAGUUAUCGGAAAUAGGAGUAGGUACAUUUAUUGUUUAGCAAUUUUUCAACCUGCCGUCGCCUGAGAACCAGCGUAGUGCAUUGUGUUCUUUUCCCAUUGAAGGGAGCAUGGUGCCUUCAAAACGUCGUUCUUUCGAGUUUGUUAGGUUUCGUCAGGACAACGACUAAAAUAUACACCAGCAACAAUUGUUUCUGUUUGCGAACUCAAACUUGUAAAAGCUUUUUUUUUUCUUUGUCUAAAAUACCACCCGGAUUGCUUUGACUCACUGGAUGUCAGACUUGCGAUUUUAAACAUAUCUUUUAUUACCAUCCGCCCCGCACGUGGGCACAUUGGGUCAAGCAAAAAAAUCCUGUUCGCCUUUUAUUAUUUCAUCGCCUUUAAAUUUUCAAUGAGCCAGCAAAAGACUGGCGAGUAGACAUUUCGAUAACGGUCUAAUCGAAAACGGGAUCUGUAAUUCGUCGUUGUUUAUUAGGUUAUAUAUUUUUCAACGAGAUUCUUAAACUUUUCAGUCAGUCUUCUUCUGUUCUUAAACAAUUUCACGCUGUCCUUCACGGCUUACCGUGAGCGUUAAACUUAGGAGACAAGUUGAUGCCGACGUUUUAUAAAUCUGUUUCCUUUCAACAUGAACGUAUUUUGAGAGAUAUUUAAAUGCUCAAAAAAUAAACUUCAAUACUUUUAUUCUGUUGCGAUAUAGCGGGAACUGUGAAGCGUAGCAAGAUCUUUACGAAAGUUGGAAUGAUCGAUUUUUCCAUUUUUGUUGGCCUUUUUUCAAUCCAAGAUCCGACCCUUGCUUCUAGUAUCAACCCAAUCUUCGCUAGUGCUAGUGCUAUGUAAUCUUCUAGUUAAUUAAUAUUUCGAACGCGUACAUUUCAUCGUUUCCACAGUGGCUAAUAGUACUAGUCUAUAAGCAGAAAGUUUUAUGUGUUUUCAAAAAAAACUAUCAGAAUUAUCCGAAAUCUAACUAACAUAUUUAAAUUUGUAGUUUGCAAGUCUGGUCCAUGCUUGCGAUCUAGCUUUAGAUUUAUUGUUAAGGCCAUUGUCGACUCAAACGUUAAACGCGUGGAAACCUCAUGAAUCCUUUUGUCACCAACGUACGGCACAGACAGACGUUGUGUUCAAACGGUUAUUUUAUACUAUUAAAAUUUAAUUUAAUUUUAAAGCCCUAAUUCAACUUAUUUUUAAUAUCUAUAUAUUGUACUUCAUUCGUGACACUCUUUGUCAGCUUUUUUCAUCACCGCACAAUGCAUAUUAUUACUCAGGACCAUUUUAAGCUCAAUAAAUUUUCGCUAGACAGAAUGGUUGAUUUUAAAGUUUAAUCAAGUUCAACUUAUUCGAAUAAAUAGCAUGUGUUAUAGAGACAGAGCGAGUUUACGAGACGUUGUUCCACAUUUGUCUUGCUGCGUGUUUGCUACCGUUGAAACUUGCUAUAAUAGGCGAUACAUAUGCCACGUCUCCAUAAUUAAUUAGACAAAUAUAUAGUCUGAUAGGUGAUUUGUUAUAAGCAGGCAGCGCAGAAUGUCGUUCGCAACUAAACAUACCAAAUUUACGUAUGUUUAGGACUUUGUCAACUUUUGCCCUGAACCGUUUAAACAAACCUGUAUUCUCUUUCAACUCGUUUUCAGAUGCUGAUUCCUUCAUCAGAACUUCAUUUGAAACGAGUUUUUUUAGGCGGCAGCGUCCGUGCGUGACUCAUCAUAAACAUGAACAAUACACAAGACUGCUAAGCAGGGCUUUCUCUCGUUUUUUUCAGAUUCACUGGAUUGUACCACCGAAUUUUGACAAUCGCUGCGCCUUAUACACUCUGGUGCAGUUGUUAAAUGAAUUUCUCCCAACCUUUCUGCCUAACUAAUAUAGUUUACUCAAACACUCCUAAGAUAUUCGUACUAGGCUUAGAUUAUGCUUGCUUCACUAGGGUCUGCUGCGGAUCACUUAGAUAUAUUGCAACGUAAAGAAAAUGCGUUUCCGUAAGAAGCUCUUGUGAAUAAUGCUUGAUGAUUUCUUUCUGAUCUCUGUAUUUGUUGCGAUGUUUCGUUUCCAGAUUACGUAGGCCCGCGCUCGAACAUCAUCGUCAUUUGCUCUAACUUGUCGGACAUGACGUGGUUUGACCUAAAGCUAAAACAACUGUGUUUGAAGAGUGAAUUUUGAUGAUUUUAUACAUAACCGAUUGUGCUUACUACUAUGAUUGUGGUUGCUACAACUUGUGAGUGCAGUGCCAAAUAUGAAGUUCAUUUCAGUAAUAUGACGCAGCGGCAAAAUGUACACUCACUGAUAAAAUAUUCUUUCAGGAACUGAUGUUGUCCUUGCUGCCGUUGUUGGUCCCGAUGCCUUGGGCAUUAUAUCAGACGGACCUGGUCAAUUUCGAUGUCCGUACUGCGAAAGGCGUUUCAAUUCACCCUCAAACGCUAGGCGGCACCUUCGAUUACACAAUCCUCGUGCAGAACCUUUUCGUUGUCCUCUCUGCUCUAGAAGUUAUGGUCGAAAGGACACGAUGAAGGCUCAUCUAAAAAUCUGUAGAUUACGUAUAGUCGCUGAGGGUGGUCUGCUUCCUCCAAACGGCAAUACGUUAUGGUUCUACUAAUUUCAACCUUCUGUUAUGAUGCUUAAGGACAUUCUUUUCAAUAUGUUAGAAGGGGUUUGCUAUAAAAGGUGAUGGCAUUUUCUAAAUGAGGCGAAACAUUUAGGUGCAUUUGGCAAUCCAUAAGUUACAUGGUGCUUACGUAUGUAGCGUACACGGCACUGAGCUGACAGCACUGGGACGGUGUAAAUACAACGCGGCCGACGUUCUUAUGAACGAUGUAUAUAUCUAGUAUAGCAUGUAUAUUUACAGGACCCAGUCAUUCUAAAACUGUGUGAUUCGUAAUAACAGGUUUUGACGGACGCAAGCUAACAUCUGAGAAUCAAACUGAUCGUUAUUAUGAUGUUACACUGAUGUGUGUCUUGAACGAAACCUAUGUUAUUCUUAGUCACAAUAACUUGUGGGUAAAAUUCGACGAGAUGACUCAUUUUCGGGGUCGUCGUUUCGGUGCUACCUGCUUUGAUGUUUUUCGUAACUGACGAAGUAACUGUUUACAACAGGCGCGUUGUGGCGGCAUAAUAAGUUGAAGUCUUCGAAGAGCCCCUUAGCAACUUGGAACUUUAGCUGUGGAGUUUCUAAGGUACAUUUGACAUUUUCCUUAUCCCCUAGAUUCUCAAAUAAGUAUACCAUCGAACCCUGUGUUGUGCCAACAUACAAUAUCAAAAAGAAGUCAACUUUAGCAAUCCUAGCAAAAUCUACUUGUUUUUUCGAUCCGAUUUCAGUUGGUUUAGCACAAUGUAUAAUUUUAACUCUGUCAUAAAACUACCUCUGUGUUGUGUUCUUUACGGAGUAGCUCACCACAUCCUCUACGGUGCGAUAAAUCGCGAUGCAACAAAUCACGGGAAAUGUGAACCUUCGUAGCGCAAUGAGAAUUAGAGGGCUCUAUGUUAAACACGUCCAAUAUGGUCGCAAAUGCCUGAUCUGCGAUCGCGUCUUCUACAACAACUCAUCGUUGAGGCGGCACAUGGAGCGACAUGAAACAAUUCGCAAACGCUAUAACUGUCAGGUCUGUCAUAAACGAUUUACACGAAAAGACUACAUCAAAGAUCACAUGAUCAACGUGCAUGGAAUGCUAAUGAUGAGGAGCUCCGACAAGGCGUUGAUUGAGGCGUCGCUGCUUCCUGUUGUCUCGGGUCCUGACGGUGACCUCGACUCGCAGCUGCCGAUCCUGCCAAGCGGUCAUCUUCAUCCAUCAUCGGCAACGACCAACAGCCUCGCCCUUCACGAAUUUAUGAAAUCCGAAGCCAUUCUCUAGAAAUAGAAGAACACUACAAAAUCUGUUAGUAUAUCUCAUCCUCUCUUGCUUGCUAAGCUCUUACUGCCACUGGUGCUUAUUCUCGCGACCUUGUCAUACCGGGCUGGACAAUCACGCGAACACCGCACAAGAAAACUGGGUUGCAGGCAAACUGAACAGCAGGAUCGGUGGCAUCUGUGUUGAUCGAUUCGGCUCGUAGAAAGCAGAUAAAGCUAAGGAAACAUCAACCAAGUUCUUUAGGGCAUCUUUUGGUAAGGGCUGCAAUUCUAUUAAGUAGAGACAAAGGUGUAUAUACAGAAGUACCCUAAGCCACUUGCCCGUUAAGUCGUUAAUUAAUAUUGUAGCGGGCAGUGUGACCGACGCUACAAGUGGCUAACGUUGUACCGGCCAUCACAAACACGAGUGGUCAAUUGAUUAUGUCUAGGAUGUGCUUCAACAUUGGCUAUUUCUUCAAGGAAGAAAAAUGUAAGGAAAGUCAGUGAGCAAUUGUAAGAUGUGUGUGAACAAUUAUACAUAACCAUGGUGUUAGCCUUAACCUGUGGCUUCAAUCAGGUUGAUCGGCACCUCACAUUUUCUGGGUGGCAGUUCUCACUCGGGAUCUCUACCGAUUUAACACAACAGCAGACAAAAAAAACCGGUAUCCUAUCGCGCCGUUAUAAAACUGGUGUAUAACUUGUACCAAACUCAGAGUUGAGGGGGCGCAUUGUCCGUCCAGUAUCUAUUCGACCUAAAAACCCUAUUGAUAGAUUUAAGGACCUAAAUGAAAUUUCCAGUAUUUUUAAAGGAAUCUCACGUUGUGCAAAAACGAAGACGUUAACUACGGAAGCGCUGGUGACUAAUGACGUCACUGCGUAUUGGAGAGUGAAGGAAGUUGUUCGCGCAUGUCACGGUAUGUCAGUGAACAUAACCAGUAUUCCUUUUCCCAUGGGCACGCCAUUGUGGGCAGUAGCGUCUGACAGUAUUCUAAAGACAUAUAAAUACUAGAAUGAUAGCUUAUAUCAAGUCAUAUUGUCUAAGUGUAUAUACUUACGAAGUUGACCGCUGGUUUAGCCGGUUCUGGCGACAGGUUAAUAACAAUUCAAUUCUAUAUUCAAUGAGAAGGCAGUCAUAAUAGAUCUUCUACGUUACUACCAUCCAACCAAUUUUGUUUGUCAAGUUCAGCGGUGUAAACAAAAUGUCUACGUACGAGACGUCAGCCUAUAUAUAUUCUAGUAACGAACGGACGAACCGAUGUGCAUUCAAUUAAUGCGGGAUACAGGGGGAUUAUUUGGGCAUUACGCGUGAAUCUCUAGUCCUGUUCUAGAUGAAUGUGGGGUGAAAUUGUCAUUUUUAUAACCUAUAAUGGCGACAUACCCUGCGUAUCACGGUAUCAUCUCUGCGGGAUGUAAUACUUAGCAUUUCGACCUGCAACAAAAUCAUACGAAGAGUAAUUAAUUAUUAUGAUGGGGGUCUCGCGACAUUAGGCGCAUAUCAUCUGCUGCUUUCUAAUAGAACAUUGAACCGACGCCGUACAGUAUAUUACCGAAUCUUCGAUGGUAACCCCGUGUUAACAACUCAACCGUUGAGUACCACUUAAAAAGCAGUAGUCAAACGAAGGCUGCUAGAGGCGAACGGAUGUCGCGGACGUCGCAAUUUAUCAGACAUGGCAUACGACUAUGUAGCUAUCGGUUUCAAUCUUAUUUUUCUGUCGUUUGAAAAGCCUAGGCAGAAGAGUAGUUAUUAUGAAAGUUAUAGCUCUAGACCUUAUUCAAGUUCAGCGCCGUUCUAGUGAGCUUGCAGGUGAAUGGAAAGCAAGAAGAAACUUAAAUGGUUCCGGUGCUUUCCCUUGGGGGUGUAAAAAAUCACAUAGGUACUUCUUCCAUAUAAAUAUUAUCCUAUUGUUCCUUUUUUCGUACGUUUGCCCUGUUUACCCGAGGUGUUCAAGCGUCUUGGCGCGACAAGAUGUGUCGUUGUAUGUAUUCGACGCUUUCGUGUGUGUUGCUGCUUCGUGAGACACGCCUGUACUUGUGUUCAGCUCCGACAUCUUUACGACUCUACCUCAUUCUCUCUGUAUGUGCAUGCUUUUGAUUUUCGAACGAGCAAGAAAGAUAACAAAACGGACCUACCUCGAUGCAGAAAAAAGACUAUUUGACGAUGAUGGAAACCACGAUCCGACAAACUGAAGCGUCAAAUCGAACACAUCACUACUAUUCAACACACAUUCGUCACCCGUUUUUCUAAACGUAAAUUCAGGAUCUAUUCAAUUGCGUUGGCCCUACGAGCCAAUGAAAUCGUCCUCGUGAUGGUGAUGAGGGUAGCAAAUGGAAAAACUGGAAUUUUUCAAACGGACGCUGUACAUGGCCGUCGAAACUGGGCGUCACUUAGCAAAGCGACCCGUGCAUUCUCUCCUAAUCAUUGUACGAAGUCCAUUUUGUUCGUAGCGUUCUGUGACGAUUCAAAAAUAUAGCAAGCCCGUUAGAUUGAUCGACUUACCUAUGAAAACAAAAGAGAUCAAACAGCCAAGGGUUAAAUGACGUUGAACGAAUAAUAAUAGACAUGUUAUUAUUACUGUAGUCAAUUGCAAGUUGCCGCUAUUGAGGAUAGUCGAAGGGGAACUGUGAAAGUGAACAGAAAUGAGGAAAUUCGUUCCGGUGAACGACGUCAACGUUUUCCGACCUCAUUGUACCGAAACGAUGUUCGGCUAAUGUUUGGAGCCGAGACAAUCAUUCUUUUUGGGGUGCGAACGUGUUACUUUUGUAUUGUGUUCGACACUGCAUUAUUACGAAAGUGAAACCCAUGUAUGUCAUUGUUAGGUUGUAGCAUUCGAGGCUGUGUCAAGGUAGCCUCGUUUGUUUGUAGGUACGUUUGGACGUAUGCAUGCGAGCGUGAUUGGCAUAUAAUUGUGUGUAUCGAAGAUAACGUUCAGUAACAAAGAAGAGUGUACGACUUCAAUGGGUCGACAGAGAGAAAAUCAAGAACACUUCGCACCCAUCAAACCCAAACUGAGUUGUGCUAGUCCGACAUGUAACAUAGUUUCUAGGUAAACAACAAGGAAGUAUAUAUAUGCGACAGAAAAAACAGAGAGAUGAAUGCUUAUAAUUGGAGAAGUAGAAACUCCGUCUGAGAAAAGGACGUGUUUACAUAUAUAUUGCGAUGAUAAUUUAUCACCAUAGUGAUGAUGGUGACGACCCUGGUGUGAAAUACGUACUGCUAUUUUUGAGAUACAUCGAACAGUCGACAGCGUGUAAUGUACGACAUAAGAUAUCUAUAUUUAAAUAUAGCCUUGCGUAAGUGUGAGUAUUAGGUUGGUCGAAAACCAAAAUUGUCCAGAAGCUGCUAGAUAGGCCACGUAGAACACUUUCGGCUAAUCUAAUAUAUCGUCAUUUCGAUUACAAGUUAUGAUAUCGAUAGUUCAUAACUUUAAGAUGUUAAACUGGAAUUUACUUAUGUUUGAAAGCUAAUUAAUGGUGGUUCUGAAGCAUCUAUUUUUACCUUUU